Gossypium raimondii (Peruvian cotton) is the source of this 1101-nucleotide messenger RNA. RefSeq names its product endochitinase-like. Gene Ontology annotation, molecular function: chitinase activity. Lineage: Eukaryota; Viridiplantae; Streptophyta; Magnoliopsida; Malvales; Malvaceae. Gene Ontology annotation, biological process: cell wall macromolecule catabolic process; carbohydrate metabolic process; defense response to fungus. The transcript is spliced from 3 exons. The coding region runs from base 49 to 1032 and encodes 327 amino acids. The record is from RefSeq and is a predicted model, not a curated record.
UUCUUUACUCACACAAUUGAGAGAAACCCACUUAUAUUUUACAAAAAAAUGAGAGCUCCAGCCUUGUCAUUUUGCUCUAAUGCACUCCCAGGCUCAGCUAUGCAGUGUGAAAAGCAAUCUUGUAGUGCCACUGCCAUGUUUCCAACAGCCCAAUGGUGUUGCCGUGGCGCCAAUAAUGAUAAUUACCGCCACAAGAAAAUUAGUUUCCGAAGCUACUGCAACAAAAGCGACGCCGGUUGUGGUUGCGGUUGCGGCGGCGGAAGUGACGGUGGAGGUGGACUGAGCAGCAUUGUAACAAGAGAAGUGUUUGAAGAGAUGCUCCCGUAUAGAAACGAUCCUCGUUGCCCUGCCGCUGGGUUCUAUACCUAUGAAGCUUUAAUUGCAGCUGCAAAGGCUUACCCUGCUUUUGCUGCGACCGGCGAUGAUGCUACUCGCAAGAGGGAAGUUGCUGCUUUCUUCGGCCAAACAUCGCAUGAAACUGCUGCUGGGCGAGGGAGGAACCCACCAGGAGGUCCAUUUGUAUGGGGAUACUGCUAUAAUAAAGAAGUAAAGCCACUUUCAGAAUAUUGCGAUGGGACAAACCCACAAUUCCCAUGUGUUCCUGGUCAAAAAUACUAUGGUCGAGGCCCCAUACAACUUACUUGGAACUACAACUAUGGUCAAUUUGGAGCAGCCAUUGGGAAGGAAAAGGAGUUGUUAGAGAACCCAGAUCUGUUAUUAACCGAUGCCUCAUUGGCCUUCCAGUCUGCAUUAUGGUUUUGGAUGACUCCACAAAGGUCAAUGCCUUCUUGCCACGAUGUGAUCGUCGGAGCAUGGAUGCCUUCAGCUAGGGACAAGGCGGCAGGUCGGUUUCCAGGGUAUGGAGUGAUUACGAAUAUCAUCAAUGGAGGUCAAUGCGGUCGGGGUCGGAAUGCGGCGGGUGAGGACCGCAUUGGGUUCUAUAAGAGGUAUUGUGACAUGUUUGGAGUUGAUUGCGGCGACUAUCUUGAUUGCUACAAUCAGAAGGAUUUUAGAAAGGAUUUUUUAUAUUAAAUGAUGUGUUAUUUUCUGAUUUACGGAAUACGUAUAAAAAAUUUAAUAUAUAAAGAUAAAUAUCCUUAA